GCGCAAAAUACUACUUCCGCUUUGAAAAAUAUACACACAUGUGAAAAUUUGAUCAGUUUAGGUAUUAAUAAAUCAAGUUUCCUGGGGAGAUAUAAAUAAACCAGCAUGCAGCAAGAUGAUGUGAUUUGGAGCAUCAUCAAUGACUCCUUCUGCUCCUUCAAAGUCAGAACCAAAACCCAGAAGUUUUGCCGGAAUGAGUUUAACUUAACAGGACUGUGUAAUAGAACAGCGUGUCCUCUCGCCAACAGUCAAUAUGCAACAGUCAGAGAAGAGAAAGGUGUGGCUUAUUUAUACAUGAAAACUAUUGAACGAGCGGCGUUUCCAGACAGGCUAUGGGAAAAGGUCAAACUAUCAAAAAACUUUGAAAAGGCUUUACAACAAAUAGAUGAGCAUCUCAUAUAUUGGCCAAAAUAUUUACGCCAUAAAUGUAAGCAGAGGUAUACAAAAAUAACACAGUAUUUAAUAAGAAUACGAAAACUCACCCUGAAACGAACUAAGAAGCUGGUACCAUUACAAAGGAAGAUAGAACGUAGGGAAAGACGGAGAGAAGAGAAGGCUUUAGUUGCUGCACAGUUAGAUAAUGCAAUAGAGAAACAGCUCUUGGACAGAUUGAAACAAGGAACUUAUGGUGACAUUUACAACUUCCCGCAACAUGCAUUUGACAAAGCAGUUGAAGAGGAGGAGGUAUCAAGUGAUGAGGAGGAGACAGAGAAAGAAGGAGAGGAGGGAGGAGACAAACAUGUAGAUGAGGAACAGGAAGAGGAAUCUGAGGAUGAGGAGGAAGUCGAGUAUGUUGCUGAGGAGGAAUUUGAAGAAAGUGAUGUGUCAGAUAUUGAGGAUGGAGACAGACUGGGUGAUUCUUCAUCUGAUGAGAGCUCUUCAGACGAGGAGGAUCCAAAGGAUGCCACAAGGCGGAAAAGACCACAUAUUGAAAUUGAAUAUGAACGAGAGACUGAACCUUCCACAUCAAAACAGAAAUUACGGACUUUCUAGAUAUUUAUUUAUUUUCUGUAACAUAUUAAAAGAAAUAAUAAUUGAAUUAUUUCACAAUUCUAAA
This is a messenger RNA of Owenia fusiformis, 1057 nucleotides long. Lineage: Eukaryota; Metazoa; Annelida; Polychaeta; Sabellida; Oweniidae. The record is from the annotation of a GenBank genome assembly.